ACAUUAACGGUGAACAUAGCUUAGCGGCGUAGAUUCCGAGGCUCCCUGAACGCAGCCUUUUCACCGCAUCAACCUGCCCAGUUUAUAAUUAGCCGUUGAGUCCGUUUGUCUUUCAUACAGGUGUGUGUCCACUCGUCCUUUGGGGUCAAAUGCAGAAAACUCCAGAUGAGGAACUAAAUGGCCGGUGACUCACAACGGACCGGAAUGUAUGUGGAAAACAAAAAACAACAAGUAACGGUAACAUGUUAGCCUCAGUAGGACAGGUGCUUUUCGAUAUUUGAAACGUUAGCAGCGUUGUUGUGCUACAGAAAUCCGUGUUUCGGCUUCACGAAGACAACAUAAAAGGACUUAAUUUAUCAAGAUAAUACAGUUCAACCCCUCAAUGGUUUCUGUACCUGAGUUGUUUACAUGCCGUGUCCAUGGGUGUAAUAACGGACUAAUAUAGAUCAACCAGAUACCUAAAGAGGUUGGAGCUCCACAUCAGGAAUCCUGCAGCCUCCUCCCUUCCCCCUCCACCUGCUCACCCCACUCCUAUCCCUCUCUUUGCUGUUUACACCUUCCACCUUUAUUAUCUCCUAUCCCCACAACUUCCUCCUUUUCCAUUUCCAUCCAUUACGGACAUGGCCCAGGCCCAGUCAGAGCAAUCCAGCGUCCUGCAGGAGGAGCUCACCUGCCCAGUGUGCCUGGACUUGUACCGUGACCCACACUUGCUUCCUUGCGGUCAUAACUUCUGCAAGAACUGCCUAAACCGCUUAAAGCGACAAGCAGAUCGAGGUCGCUUCCGCUGCCCCGAGUGCCGCGACUCCCACCGGUGUGGCCUCAACUUUCAGAAAAACUUCAAACUAGCCAAUAUUGCUGACGACUACCGGCAAAGGCGCAGUGCCAUCUCUGCGGCUGCUGCAGCUUUAAAAUCCAGAGAGUCGCUGUCGUCUCUUUCAGUGCAGCAAGGCAAGUGUCCGUUUGCUGUUCCCUGUGACUACUGCCCCUCAGUCGCCGCCGAGGCAUCAGGUGCUUUGGGGGACACGUCUUCUGCUGCUUCAGGGUCUGUGGAUGGGAUGGACAAGCAGGGAGCUGCCGCUGUGUCAAUGUUUGCCAUCAAGACGUGCCUGAAGUGUGAGGUGUCUAUGUGCCAGGAGCAUGUAAAGCCACAUCUGGAGCUGCCGGCGUUCCGCGAGCAUCCGCUGACAGAACCGAUGAAUGACUUCUGGAAGUGGAAGUGCCCGGAUCACGAUGAGAUAUACAGAUAUUACUGCAUGGACGACCAGAUGUGUGUGUGCAACGCCUGCACCAUAGAAGGAGGACACACAGGACAUACCAUCAAGACCCUGAAGAACACGAUGAAAGAUCUCAAGCAGGGCACGCUGGACAAGCAGCUGUACAGGGUUGAGAGGAAGUACAGCCUGGCAGAGAAAAAACUCCAGGAGCAGAAGGAGAAGGAGGCACAGAAUAAGAAGUUUUUGGACGACUCUGAGCAGUGUUUGACCCGGCUGGUCGACGAGCUGAAGGCCAAAGUUCUCCGCUUCGUCACCAGAUUGCGGGAGUGCACGCGCACUCACUGUGACACCAACGGGCCGGCGAUCCAGAAGAACAUCUCCAAGAUCUGCCAGGACCAGGCCCGUCUGCAGGAGGUCCGCUGCAGCCUGGAGAACCUCCUGCAGGAGAACGAACCUUUCCGCUUCAUCGAGGCAUACAAGACAACAGGAAAGCAGUGUCGUAGGAAACUGAGGAAAAACAUGUUCUACCCGGAAUACGUGGACAUGGAGACAGAGGUCAUACAUGUGAUGAUGGAAGAAGAAAUGAGGAAGUUCCUUGCUGAGGAACUACCGUUUCACAUCAUCGCCGUCAUCAACUCCCUGUGUCAUCUCUCAGACCUGGAGGAAGACGAGGAGAACGAGGAAGAAGCCGCGGAGGAUGAUGACGACGACGACGACGAGGACGACGACGACGAUGACAGCAGCGUGGAGGAAAUGAGGAGCGAGGGGGAGGAGGAAGAUGAGGAGGAAGACGAGGAAGAGGAGGUGGAGGAAGAAGACGACAACGACGAUGAGGAAGGACACAACCAGAGUGGGCCUUACGAUCUCUACAUCCCAGAUGAGGAGGAGGUAGAGGAAGAGGAGGAAGAGGAGGACAGUGAUUCAGAAGAGGAGGGUGAGGAAGAGGGAGUUGUUUAACCCAGGAUUUGUAAACGUAUAUAUUUUUACACUUAUUAAAGCACUUUGGACUUUAACUGUGGAUUAGUUUUUGAAUGUGCGCUUCAGAAGUCGUGCAGCUACCACAUUUUGCCUCCCACAAUAUUCUGUAGCGACACACUGGAGGAGACCGGCGCUCCGGUUCAUCUGUGGAGCUCAACCCGUGUUGCAAACUGCAUCAGGUGCUUUACAGUAGGAGACGUCUACAGGCAGAAGUGAAUGUAAAACGAGAGAAUGUGGCUGGAAGGACUCAAACGGAACAUGACGAGACCUCUGCAUGUCUGCAAUGCCGGAUUUUUUUAACACUUUGGUUAAAACUUUAUGAUCUAACCUGUUGAACUUUUGAUAUAACAAGAGGUGCUCAGCAGAGAGAGCUUCUGAAACUCCUUGUAUUGAGUAAGCAUAAGUGUUUGAAUUCCUGUGUGUGUGUGUGUGUGUGUGUGUGUGUGCUUAGCAUGACAUUAGAAAAGAAAUGCUAUGUGCUAAUAUGAGGAGCUUGCGUUUCAUAGUUGUGCUUUAAAAGCAGUUCAUACUUUGUUUCAAAAGAAAAUGUCCUAUGCACCGUUCAUACUUUAUUCCCAAAUAUCAGUUUCAGCUGAUGAGGAAUUUUGCACUUUGCUACUAAAGCUUGCUUUGUUAGGCCUGAAAAAUAUGAAUGUUAAAGGCUGAUGUUUAUUUUGAUACGGGUGGCUUUGUGAGGGGCCAAAAUGUAUACAUAAUAAUAAUAAAGCUUAUCAAAAUGUG
Messenger RNA from Eleginops maclovinus (Patagonian blennie), 2933 nucleotides. RefSeq lists its product as uncharacterized. NCBI's taxonomy places the organism in Eukaryota, Metazoa, Chordata, Actinopteri, Perciformes, Eleginopidae. Bases 621 to 2171 code for a protein of 516 amino acids. Gene Ontology annotation, molecular function: zinc ion binding. The record is from RefSeq and is a predicted model, not a curated record. The transcript is spliced from 9 exons.